ACCAGAAAGAACUGAGCAGGUCAGAGUCAUCAAUUGCACGCUUUGCAAGAAGAAUUCCUUACUAUGUCGAGGAAUGCUUUGAAAUAUGCUGGCUCAUGACUGUCAAUGACCCUCCUGUUGUAUUCGGUCCUAAUAUCUCUAGAGGGGAGACGUUUGACACAGACAUGUAUUCGGUGUACACGAAUAACGGCAAUAAGGUUGAUUUCAUUGUAUGGCCAGCAUUAUUAUUACACUCAUACGGGCCAGUCCUCUGCAAAGGUGUAGCUGAAGUGUUUAGUGACACACGAGGUCCAAAGUCUGCUCCGCCAAAGAGCAAAAUGGAAUCGAAUUUCAGCAGAAUAACCAGUGAAAAUGAAAAGCCGUUAUCCACUGCCGCGACCAAGAAAUCAACACAUACGGUACCAUCCAGACAUGAUAUAGAGAUGUUCAUGGAAUGGAGGGAAAUAUUUGGAAAAGACCGUGCAAGGGAAAUGAUUGGUGGCGAGAGAUAUGACAACAUUCGCAUGUACUGCUUACAUAGCCAACUGAUUUAGCUCAACCAAACAGAAACUAUACCUCCGAACUGACAAAAAUCAUUAUAUUUAUUUUAUGCAAUUCUUUAAAUACUGAAGCGCCCCAUGUGGUUCUGGGACGAUCUGUGUAUGAAAAGAAUUGGAACCACUGCCUUGCCCUUGCAUGAUCGUAAGAGGCGACUAAUAGGGUCUUAACACUUGGUUUUGCAGUAACUCUGUGGUUCCAACAGGCAUGCAAAUUUUUAUUCCAUACCUCACGUUUUUAUUUCGAUGUAAAUGAGGUGUGGAACCAAAAUUUGUAGUCCUGUUUGGUGCCAUAUAACCUGUACUGUGUUGGUGCACUGUAAAACCCAAAUAAAUAAAUUAAUUAAAUACUGAAACGGACUUUUAAAGUUCAAGUAAUCGAGUUAUAAAUUUAGAAUUUGACUUUAUAAGUAUAUAUCUUUAUAUAACAAUUUUUUAGACCAUGUGAUUGUUGAAAUAUAUUUUUACCAUGUACAUUUAACACGCUUUAAUUACCAAUUAUUUUGUUAGUAGAUGUGCAUUUUACCGCUGCAAAAUAAAUAGCAUCAAUCUAAUCCUUCACUGACGUAGUAAAACUGGGAGACAUUAUACCGUCCGUCUUUCCGCAAAACAAGCCCUUUGCCGUUUGUGCUUAAAUUACUGUAUCAGGCAUUAUUAUAAUAACCAGCUAUUAUCUGUGAUAAGUAAAAAUUUGAAUUACAUUUAAUAUU
This is a messenger RNA of Mercenaria mercenaria, 1246 nucleotides long. RefSeq lists its product as uncharacterized. Bases 96 to 533 code for a protein of 145 amino acids. The record is from RefSeq and is a predicted model, not a curated record. NCBI's taxonomy places the organism in Eukaryota, Metazoa, Mollusca, Bivalvia, Venerida, Veneridae. The transcript is spliced from 2 exons.